CCAGGCCAAACAAAACUGACCGUACGCUGAGGAUUUGCAUUAUUUCAAUAAAGCUUUUGAAAUCAGUUCAAUCAGCCCUUUGAAUUUUAAUUGCAUCGCCCCCGACUUUCCCCGCCUCUCCCAAAUAAAACCCCCAAAAUUUGGUAAGCCGACACCGCGUUGGAUUGACGCUCACAAAACACACACACAAAAAAGGAAAAUUCUCAAAGCUUCCAUUAAAACACUCACCCGAAUCUUCCUUGCCGUUGCCUUGAUCCUUAUCUGUUUGUUUUUGAUGUUGUAUUCUGAUAAUAACCAAACGAGGAAAGGAGCAAAGAGAAAAGCAGCCUCACAGAAACAAGAGGAUACGCAAAUAAAAGCUUCACAACUGAAUCAAGAGGAGAACCAUAAACCUGCUCCCAAAGCUAAGCGGGCUAAGACCUCCAAGCCUCAAACCGAGCCUGAGUACUUUGAAGAUAAGCGUAACUUGGUUUAUUCAAUAUCUGAACGAAUGCGGCGCUAAAAGGCUUAGGUUAUUCGUUGACUUCUCCGGAUUUGAAUUUUGAACUGUUGAUUCUGGUUACGCUGCGGUUACAAAUUUGAGUUGUGAUACGCUCGUCUUCUCGUGUGAAGAUUAAAGCUGAAAUGGAUGCAAAUUUAGAGCUUGAAUAAUUAUCUAUUUGAGAUGAUAGUGAGGAAAAGUCUUGCUAUGUUUUUUGUGAUGUUGAUUAAAAUUGUCAAUUUGCAUUGUGCAGUAGCCGCAUUCCCUGUUGGAACUGAGUGGGAUUAAUUGGACACUGUUUACCAAUACAACUGGAACUUUUCAAAUCUAGAAGAUGCAUUUGAAGAGGGGGGAAAGCUAUAUGGAAAGAAGGUUUAUCUAUUUGGUUGCACAGAGCCUCAAUUUAGUCUCUCACAAGGGAGAAAACAAAGUCAUUUGUAUCCCCGUGGUUGUGGCUAUAAGUUGUCCAACAUGGCUGUGAAGUGCUUUUAAUGUUUUUCACGCUAAGCCAAUUUGAGGGGUGUUUCUUUCUUUUUUAUCUUGUGAUAAAUGGUCAAAGUGAUUGCAGCUUUUUUUAUGCUGAAGGCUUAUUGAAUGGUUGUCUCUCCUUUCCCACCUUCAGAUAAGAUUGGGCUUAACUCAGUGCAGAGAGAAGCUGAAGAGAUUGUUCCUAUGAAACAAAUGAAAAUGGAUUGGGUUCCAUACAUUCCACUUGACAAUAGAGCCAGCCAAGUAGAUAGACUGAAAUCUCAGAUAUUCAUCUUAAGUUGCACUCAAAGAAGAGUUGCUUUGAAACAAAUGAAAAUAGAACGUCUCAAGAAAUAUGAGUAUUGUUUGCCAUAUUUCUAUCAGCUUUUGAAGGAAGAUGAGCUUGAACAAAACACUGAGGUUCAAAUAAUAUUUCUAGCAGAACCAAAGCCGGUAUUUUGUGAAUUUGACUGGGAGUUGGAUGAACUUGAUGAGUUUACUGAUAAAUUGAUUGAGGAAAAUGAAUCAGAUAAAGAUCAGAAGGAUGCCUUUAAGGAGUUCGUUAAAGAAAAAGUUAGGAAAACAAAGAAAGCUAAUCGGCAGGCAAGGGAAGCCCGCAAAAAGACCCUUGAAGAAAUGAGUGAGGAAUCUAAAGCAGCAUUUGAGAACAUGAGAUUUUACAAGUUCUACCCUGCUCAAACUCCGGAUGCUCCUGAUGUAUCAAAUGUGAAGAUGUUGAAUGCAGAGGGUUUUAGAAGAGCUACUGAACAGGAGGUUCUUGAGGGAACCGAUAGUGAAAGUAGUAAUGAAUUUGAGCAUGAACAUCAACAGCAAAGAGCACAGGCACAACAUGGAAUGUCGUUCUAGAUCAGGGGACUUUCUUGCAAGCUCUUGAGGUUAUAUUAGCAAGAUAUCAGCCAGUGGAAACACCACCCCUUCCUCACCUCUACCUUCUGCUCCUCCAGCUCUGAGAGUGUCAAUUCCAAAAGAAUUAAAAAAUCUGGGAACUUCUGAAUUUAAAAGUGAAGCAGAAGAAGACUCAAUUAUGGUGGAUAUAUGGCUGAAUGAUGUGAAGAUUAUAUUGGAUAGUCUUCAUUUGUUCUGAAGAAAAAUGAUUUGAAGGCGUAGUUCAUUGUUGAGAGGACAUGUCAGGAUUUGGUGGACAUAUGUUAUGACACAUGUCCCUUCAGAUUAGAUUUCUUGGCAAUUUUUCCUUGAAGGUUUCCAAAAGAAAUAUAUUAGAGAGCAGUUUAUUAUUAAGAUGAAACAAGAAUUUUUUAAUCUAAUCCAUGGAAAUAAAUUUGUUUAUCAGUAUGAAUGCGACUUUAAUAAGCUCGUCCAAUAUGCUUUGGAGAUGGUCCUCACAGAAAGAGAUGUAUGACAGAAGUUUAUUUGAGGUCUUCGCCCCAAGCUGAGUGAACUUUUGUUGAUUGUCAGUUUGACUACCUUUCAGGAAUUGGUAAAUAAAGCUAAGGAUUUGGAAAUGACACAAAAGGAAAGAUUUAUGUUUGAUUAGAAGAGAUUCAAAUAGAUUAGGAGGUUCAUUCUCAUCUCAUUCUAAAAGAGGUCGAGGUUCAAAAUAUUAGUACUAGAGUAAAUCAGAAGUCGAUGCUUUUAGUCGUAGAGGAUCCGAGGCUAAGGAAAAAGGGCGUCAGGCACAAACAGUGGCUACAAGAACUAGCAGACUAAGUCUCAGGCACAACACCCAUUAUGUCUGCGGUGUGGAAAGUAUAAUCCUGAUAAAUGUAAAGCAUAAUAAGGAGUUUGUUUUCGAUGUGGGGAUCCUGGUUAUUAUUCAGAGAUUGCCCGAUGGUAUGAGAGAGAUAUGUUCAGAUAGAGCGAUCAGUAGUAAUGCCUCAGAGACGUGGUCAAGGUAGAGGUAGAGGGAGAUGAUAUUAAGAGACAGUCUCCCAGUCCGAUGUUCGUGCUUCAGCCAGAAUUUAUAAUAUCAAGAUAGUGAGGAUCGUGACGACCCAAAAAUCAUAGCAUGUACUUUCUAUCUUUAUAAUGAGCCUGUUUUUGUUUUGGUUGA
Hibiscus syriacus is the source of this 2981-nucleotide messenger RNA. Its product is annotated as protein HEAT INTOLERANT 4-like. Gene Ontology annotation, biological process: regulation of cellular response to heat. The transcript is spliced from 14 exons. The coding region runs from base 1076 to 1816 and encodes 246 amino acids. The record is from RefSeq and is a predicted model, not a curated record. NCBI's taxonomy places the organism in Eukaryota, Viridiplantae, Streptophyta, Magnoliopsida, Malvales, Malvaceae.